CCCCUUUAUUUUCACUCCUUUAUUGCUGAAAAAAAGGCCUGCUUUCUUAAUUUUCUUGAACAGAUGGCAAAAUUUACUCUUAAAGCAGAGAACUUUUGUUUUCUGUCUCACAGCACCAACACAAACACCUCAUUCUUCAACAAUUCCUAAGUAAAGCACCGAAACUUGCAUUUAAUUCCCUCUAACCGAAGAUUGAAGUUCAGGGUUUUGUGUAGCUUGAAAGAAAAGGAGAAUGUUAAAGAAAGCGACAGGGUGCCCGAAGUUCUUACUGGAUUGCGAGUGGAUGAAUUGGAUACAGAUACUGAGACUCAAUCGAGGUCUACAGAACUGGGUUUUGAUUGGAAUUGGUCGCAAUGGAAGAAUAUUCCUAAAGAUAUAAACUUAUUGGCACUACUUCACCUGCCUUUGUUACAUGUAACAUGGAUAAGGUAAACUUGAGUAUUGCAAUUAUUCCAAUGUCUCAUCAGUUUGGGUGGAAUGCAUCAGUCGCUGGGCUAGUGCAGUCAUCCUUCUUUUGGGGGUACACGCUGAGUCAAUUACCAUGUGGUUGGCUAUCUAAGAUAUUUGGUGGCAGUAAAGUUCUUCAGAUUGGGGUAUUGUCUUGGUCUGUGGCGACAGCACUUGUUCCUUUGCUUGUCUGUAAGGCUAUACAAUUUUGUUAUACAAUUCUUUUAACUUGGCUAAGGCUAAAACUGGGUUGAGUGUGCCAUAUCAAUAGGCUGGGCUCCCUGUUGAUAAUUAGCAAUUUAGAAGUGUGCCAUUCAGAAUACGACAUGUGCUUUGAAGAAGUUGAUAAUUAGAAGCAGCAGAAAGUACAACAUGUGAACAGUAAAGGACAACAUGGGAAUAUGAGAAUAAACAUUUCUCGUUUCUGGCUCA
Molecule: messenger RNA, 879 nt
Organism: Jatropha curcas
Lineage: Eukaryota; Viridiplantae; Streptophyta; Magnoliopsida; Malpighiales; Euphorbiaceae
Source: RefSeq, a predicted model, not a curated record